CUAGUGGAGGAUCCCCCAGAGGGCAGGUAGGCACCACCAUUGACUCCUACACAGUAAGCGUCUUACUUCAACGAGAAUGGAAGAGAGAUAUACCUGAUUUAGAAUGAUUUAGAGUACUGGCAAAAGAAAGCUUGCAGAAAUUCAAAGUCCUAGAAAACCAGCAAGCGGCGAUGUGGGCGACCGUAGUUGCAGCUGAUGACUCUUCUCUCUGGCGAAAUUCUCACAGUAGGAGGAGGCUCGGGAAUUCUCCUUUCCAAAUCCCAAAAAUGGCACCGUCUGAUUCUCUUCUACAAAAUCUCGAAAUAGCACCUAGUUGCUGUCGUCUCAAGGGCUAAGAGUCCCUUCGUUGUCGUCGCUAGAUUUUUCGAAAUCGCCAUCGUCCCACUACCGUCUUCGUAAAACUCCUUUGCAAUCCUGGGAAAACCACCCUCUGCAACCUCUGCUUAGGUGUGCAGGGCCAUAGAGAGCCAGAUCCGAAGGAACGACGACCACAGCUAGCACAGGUGAUAUCGGCGUGGCUCGGUAGUAGCGUGGCCAGUGGUGGUUGCGCGACGGCGCGCGGGCUGUGGGGAUUGGGUCGUCGCCACCGUUGCAGAUCUGAAUCGCGAGAGCUAGGGCUUCAAGGAACUUCCUUUCAAAGAUUGCAGGAAUGAACAGAUCUGGUCUGACGACGGAGACGAACGGCAGGGGCGACAGCGACGAUGAGGGGUAUGGACGAUUGCGAUGGCGACGAUGUGCUAGGCUAUCUGGGUUGCAGAAUGGAGGUUAACGACGAUGGCGGUGCUGCGGCUCUCUUGUCUGCGGCAGGGAGUAGACUUCAAGAUUUAAUUGCACAUAUCUAUACUACGGCUUCAAGAUUUAAAAAAAAAAAAAAAGAACUCACCAUUAAAUUGGAGUCUUAAGGGAGUCGAAAUCAUCUUUCGUAACCUCAGCAUCUUUUGCUGCAUAUAUUUGUUAUAAACUUUUUUACAAUCCAUAAUUAAUUACAUAGAAUAGAAGUUAAGGCAGUGUAUGGAUGUAGUACUAUAAAUCUAUAUAUAUAGAUGUAGCUGCAUGCAGUUCUAAUCAAUCAAUUCUUCAUCCUCCUUUACACUUCAGAAUUCAGCUGGGGAAAAACCCGUCUGCUGAUAUCGAUCCUCAGUUCAUUUAUAUAAUUUGCAGAACCAUACAAUGAGUUCUUCUUCUUCUGGUAUAGUGAUGUUUUGCUUAUGUUUUUGUGGUUUAUUAAUACUUAGUAAUGAGGUGUGGACGGCGGAGGGCGUGGUGGAGCUGCCGAACAAUGAGAAGAUUCCGGCGGUGAUAGUGUUUGGGGAUUCCAUAGUCGAUCCCGGAAACAACAACAACCUCAUCACCUUAAUCAAGUGUAAUUUUCCUCCAUAUGGCCGCGACUACAUGGGCGGCAAACCCACCGGCAGGUUCUGCAACGGCAAAGUUCCCUCUGACCUCAUAGCGCAGGAACUAGGAGUCAGAGACAUAAUACCAGCAUACCUCGACCCAAAUCUAGAGAGUACAGAUCUUCUCACUGGGGUCAGCUUUGCCUCGGGUGCCACUGGAUUUGACCCCCUAACACCAAAGAUUCCGUCAGUUCUAUCAUUAUCAGAUCAGCUAAACAUGUUCAAGGAAUACACAGGGAAGCUGAAGAAGAUUGUGGGAGAAGAGAAAACAAAUGACACAUUAACCAGAAGUCUAUAUCUAGUGGUAGCCGGCAGUGAUGACAUUGCUAAUACCUAUUAUCUUAUAAGGCAUUUGGAGUAUGACAUUGCUUCUUAUACUGAUCUCACGGCUAAUUUAGCUUCCAGUUUCCUAAAGAAAUUGUACAAACUCGGGGCGCGAAGGAUCGCCGUUUUUGGUGCUCCGCCUUUGGGGUGCCUCCCGUCGCGUCGAACUCUGUCAGGAGGGCUACUAAGAGAGUGUUCAGAGGAGUACAACCAAGCGGGCCAACUGUUCAACUCCAAGCUCUCAGCCAAGCUGGAUUCCCUAAACAGAGAUCUUCCUCGUGCCCGGAUGGUUUAUAUCGAUAUCUACAAUCCUCUACUUGAUCUCAUCCAGAAUCCCAGCAAGUCCGGAUUUGAAGUUGUGGACAAAGGCUGUUGUGGCACUGGAACUAUAGAGGUGGUAGUGCUAUGUAACGAAUUAAAUCCGUUUACGUGCUCAAAUGUGUCUCGUUACAUCUUCUGGGACAGUUACCAUCCCACAGAAAAAGCAUACAAGAUCCUCAUUGAUCAGCUCUUGCAAAAGUACAUUCGCAGCUUCUUCUGAGGCAGUUCUCCGUGCUGAUCAAUUCCGUCUUGUGCAAUAAUGAUGAGAAGAUAGAAUAAAUUUAUGUAUUUCUUCUUAGAAUAAAUUUGUGUAUUUCUUCUUCGCACAUCUCAAUCUUAUAUUAUAUAAUAUAAUCAACUAUUCUAAA
Messenger RNA from Malania oleifera, 2407 nucleotides. Its product is annotated as GDSL esterase/lipase EXL3-like. The transcript is spliced from 5 exons. The record is from RefSeq and is a predicted model, not a curated record. Bases 1171 to 2259 code for a protein of 362 amino acids. Gene Ontology annotation, molecular function: hydrolase activity, acting on ester bonds. Lineage: Eukaryota; Viridiplantae; Streptophyta; Magnoliopsida; Santalales; Ximeniaceae. Gene Ontology annotation, cellular component: extracellular region.